Humulus lupulus (European hop) is the source of this 1668-nucleotide messenger RNA. Its product is annotated as monocopper oxidase-like protein SKU5. Bases 1 to 1668 code for a protein of 555 amino acids. Lineage: Eukaryota; Viridiplantae; Streptophyta; Magnoliopsida; Rosales; Cannabaceae. The transcript is spliced from 7 exons. Gene Ontology annotation, molecular function: copper ion binding; oxidoreductase activity. The record is from RefSeq and is a predicted model, not a curated record.
AUGACAUUCGGCGGCGGCGGCGGCGUCGGAGAUCGCCGUCCAUUAUUUUUCACUACAAUAUUUCUUCUGUUAUUGAGCUUCAAUGGGGCAGAAGAUUUAGUUUAUCAUUGGCAUGUUGCAAUGGAUAACUCUAUCAACCCAAUCAUCACUGUCGACCAACCCGUUAUUACUAUUAAUGGGAUGUUUCCAGGGCCACUUAUUAAUGCCUCCACCAACGACAACAUUCAUGUCAACGUGUUCAAUCAUAUGGACGAACCUCUACUAAUGACAUGGAAUGGGAUACAACAAAGGCUGAACUCUUGGCAAGAUGGAGUUUCGGGUACAAAUUGUGGCAUUCAACCAGGAAAGAACUGGACCUAUAUAUACCAAUUGAAAGACCAAAUAGGCAGCUUCUUUUACUUCCCUUCGACCAAUUUCCACAAAGCUGGUGGUGGAUUUGGGCCUAUUCGAGUUAACAAUCGCCCGCUUAUUAGUGUUCCUUUUCCAAAACCAGAAGCCGAUUUCGACCUUCUCAUUGGGGAUUGGUCUCGAAAAAGUUACAAGGAUUUCAGGUCUCAGUUGAAGACAUUGGAAAUGGCAUAUUUGACUAGCCCACCUGAUAGAAUUUUGAUGAAUGGCAAAGGUCCAUAUAUGGACCCACUUACUAAAACCCACGAGUCAUUUACUGUGACUAAAGGGAAAACUUACAGAUUCAGAAUAUCAAACGUGGGACUUGCAUGGAGUUUCAACUUCAGGAUCCAAAACCACACUAUGAAGUUGGUUGAAACGGAGGGAUCGUACACCAAUCAGAUAAUGCUAGAUUCGUUAGAUGUCCACGUUGGACAGUCUUACUCUGUUCUCGUCACAGCUGAUCAGGAAUCUGCAGAUUUCUACAUCGUUGCAGAGCCUAGACUUUUCUACAACGGCUCAGAGUAUAGCAGAUAUGGGGUAGCCAUUCUACACUAUGAUAACUCCACCACACCAGCCAAGGGACCUCUUCCCCAUGGCCCUUAUCCCUUUGAUAUAGAAUUUUCCAUUAAGCAAGCCAGAUCAAUCAGGUGGAAUAUGACCACCGGAGCAGCCAGGCCAAAUCCACAAGGAAGUUUUAACGUAACAAACGUGAAAAUAUCACAAACUUUCACACUUAGAGCCUCAAAAGCUGAAAUCGGCGGUGUCCCUCGCUUCACAGUCAACAAUGUGGCAUACCUGACCCCGAAAACCCCAUUGAAACUGGCUGAUCACUUCGCCAACACAUCUGGGGUGUUCGAGCUCGACAAGUUCCCCACCAACUCGACCAACCCUGUUCCGGUCGAGGGCACAUUUGUGGCAAGUGGGAAUCACAGAGAAUGGAUAGAACUAGUGUUUGAGAACUGGUCUGAUGAAAUGGACUCUUGGCAUUUGGAUGGCUUCAGCUUUUAUGUUGUUGGUUUUGGGAUUGCUGAGUGGUCACCUGAAGUAAGAUCGACCUAUAAUCUGUAUGACCCGGUUGUCCGGUCCACUGUGCAACUAUUUCCUUCUAGUUGGACUGCAGUUUAUGUGUACCUUGACAAUCCAGGAAUAUGGAAUUUGAGGUCACAGAAGUUGAAAAAUUGGUACUUGGGAGCAGAGCUUUAUUUGAGAGUUUAUGAUGCUGAUCCCAACCCUGCCAAGGAAAGGGUAUCCCCAGAUAAUCUUAUACUAUGUGGUUAG